AUGGAGGCCACGGCAGUCCCGAACCCGGUGGCAGCAGCAUCGCUUCUUGGUCGUCACCUGUACGCGGUGAGUCCGGUGACCCUGGCCCUCGCUACCGUCGCCGUUCUGUGGCUGUGGCUCCAUCGACGCCGGCGGCCUGCUAGUUCGCAGCUGUUGCCCGCGUGGGUGCCGCUCGAGAUUGGCAUCACCUCGGCGCUGCUCAAGUCCAACAGCCUGGCCUCAUACUUGCUGUCAGUCUGCGCUCCUCUUGUCUCCCCGACUGUCCUGCUGACGCCCAAACACAGCUUCGUGCUUCGCCGCCGUCAAGGGUCGCUGUUUGGCCUCACGCCGCGUCACCAGAUCCUGUACAAUCUCCCCAGCAUCGAGCGCCUGCUCGCCAAGGGCCACCACACCAUCAACACCCACCCGCUGGGGCUGAGCAUGCUGCUGCGUGUCUUUGGGGCCCCCGUCUUGUCCUCGCUGCGCCAGCAGUUCGCCCUCAUCAACGCCCCGCUGACGGCCGCCGUCGAACGAGGCUUCGUCAACGACGCCGCCGCCACCCAGGCCAUCCAGAGAGGCGACGUCGCCCGCAAGCUUGCCCGCCUGCUCAGCUUCUCGGCCGACCGUGAGCACCAGCACCGAUGGGAAUGGACUGCCAAUGUCGCCAUCCUCGUCCCGGACCGCCCCGACCACCCAGGCGCCGUCGAGCUCGACCUGGAAGCCCUCCUGCGCGACCUCGGCGCCUGCAUCUCGAUCCCCCUGCUCUACGGCCAAGACUUUCUCGACCGCAACCCGGGCCUGCUCGACGACUUCUGGAAGUUUGACAACGACGCCUUUCCCCUGCUCGUGGCUGGUGCUCCGACCUGGCUGCCCAUCAGGUCCUUCCGCGAGGGCCUCCAAGCCCGGGCCCGCCUCCAUGAAGCCCUCGGUGCCUUCUAUCGCCGCCUGCAGCAGUUUGAGCGAAACGAGCCCGUCGACUUUGGCGCCGACAUGAGCGACGUCAGCUUCGUGGCCCGCCAGAGAAACGACGUCUUUGAGCGCUUCGGCGUCUCCACGCCGGUGCGCGGCAUGCUUGAGCUGGGCACCCUCUGGGGCCAGAACGCCAAUACGCAGCCGCUCAUUUUCUGGUUCGUCCUCUACGUAUAUUCCACGCCUGGUCUUGUCGAGGCCCUGCGCGCCGAGGUCGAGCCCUGCCUGGUCUUUUCGACGACACCAAACGCAACAAACCAGCAGCCGUCGCCACACGCAUACCAGCUCGACUACGCGGCGCUCGGACGCAGCUGCCCGCUGCUAAAGUCGGCCCUGCUCGAGACGUUCCGCUUGGCCAACGAGCCGACGUCGAUCCGGUAUGUGUCCCGGCCCGUGACCGUUCCCGACGGCGAGCACAGCCACCACCUGCACCCGGGCACCUGGAUCUCGGCCCCGCACGCCGGCCUCCAGCGCGACGGCUCCGUCUUCCCCGACCCGGAUCGCUUCGUCCCCGAUCGGUUCCUCGAGCUCGACGAGCAGACGGGGCGCAAGGUGCCGCGCUAUGGCAAGCUCAAGCCCUGGGGCGCCGGCGUCGGCAUCUGCAAGGGGCGGACCUUUGCCGAGAAGGAGAUACUCGGCGUCGUCGCCUGUUUCAUCACCCUGUGGGACAUGGAACCGACCGGCGGCGGCGCAUGGACUUUGCCUGGCUUCGUCCCCGGCACCGGCGUCAUGCGUCCUAAGGAGGCCGUUCGCGUCGUCAUCAGACGUCGCCUCUUUUUCUGA
Messenger RNA from Hirsutella rhossiliensis, 1731 nucleotides. Its product is annotated as cytochrome p450 domain-containing protein. The transcript has a single exon. Lineage: Eukaryota; Fungi; Ascomycota; Sordariomycetes; Hypocreales; Ophiocordycipitaceae. Gene Ontology annotation, molecular function: oxidoreductase activity, acting on paired donors, with incorporation or reduction of molecular oxygen; monooxygenase activity; heme binding. The record is from RefSeq and is a predicted model, not a curated record. Bases 1 to 1731 code for a protein of 576 amino acids.